AUGGCUUUCCAAUCUUCACAUCCUCACCCUUUUGGUUAUGACAUGAAUGCGAAUCACCUAAAUGACGACACACCUCAACAAUCAAAUCAACCCUCAGAAUACUAUCGAGACAACAAACCCAACGGAGAUCAAUCCAUCAAUAAUGUCGCCAUGAUGUCGAUCAACUCUUCGAGCCACAGCUUCCGCAAAGAUUCUGUCGCGACGAACUCUGGCUCUGUCAACGACGCUUCCUCAUGGGAUCACAAGCAAAUAUAUCCUGGUGCUGGAUUCGAUUCGUCAAAUGCGUAUCAUCGAGGCGACAGUAGUGCUUAUGUCCAGCAUGAUCAUUCACAAGUCUAUACUCCUCAAGGAUGGAUGAUGUCGCCGACGACUUCUGUGGCUACUACCGGCUUCGAAGGCUACCCAGGAGCAAAGUACGAGAAUUCGCCCUUCCCUAGUAGUUUACCAUCAGACCGAGCCUCAUUUCCACCUCACCCUUUGGCUCAAGCCCACCAUGUGUCGAGCUCACCGCAAGCGUCUCUGUCACCACCAGCACACGCUGACUGGAUGGAUAUGACUGGACCGAAUAGGCCACUCAAGUCAGCGUAUGUGAAGCCAAUCAAGCCUCGUCACCAACCUCUUCUCAGACGUGAUACUCGCGACGGCAUUCGCAAAAAAAAUGCAAAGAUCCCCAUCCCUUCCGAGAUCACCCUAGAGAACAUUGACGACUUGAUUGAGGGUUGCACUGAUGAGGACGAGAUGAAGCAGCUGAAGGCCCAGAAGCGUCUGCUCAGGAACAGAGAAGCAGCCCCGGCUGCUCCGGCCAUGAGUGCCGCACCGAGCAGUACUGGCUUCACCGACUUUAACCUGGAGAUGGACCAUCUGGCUAUUGGAGACCAACCUUGGGACAGGUUCAUCAAUGUGCCUGGAGUUGAUGAUGCAGACUAUCUUGGCGAUACCGCUGAAUCCUUUGCCACCAUCCAGCCAACCAAGCAACUUUCCCAGCGACGACAAGACUCUGCGACCAAGCCCAGCACAGAGCAGCCAGUCGCUUCCGGUAUCCUGUUCAUGCUGCUACUCUGUGGAGCCUUUGUGGCCUCCCGAUCUUCAUCGACAGCAAGAGAUACUGCGCAGAACAAUCUCAUCCCAAAGAUGCCUGACGAAGUUAGAGCUGCGAGUACGGAGGUGCUCAACAACUUACUGAAGGGUAACCCCAAAGAAGCUUCACUCUUUCUACCUGAUCUUGCUCCUUCAUACCGCUACUCCCAGCCCAGUAAGCAAGCAUGGCCACAGCCUACCAAUAUUGCCGACUUGCACAAGCAUUUGACUUCGCCAACUGCGAUGCAAGAAGCAGAACAAGCUUUUGCUAUGACUCCUGAACAGUACAACGCCUUGACCACAUACGAACACAUGGACACUAUAGCCUCUGCACCUCCUUCCCAAAGCCUUCGUCCGAACCUCGCCGAGACGCUAGGGAGGAUGCGAGAAGCCAGAGGACCCAGUGCGGCAGAAGUCUAUACGAGGAGUCUGCUCUGGGACACCAUACCAGAAGACGUCGUAAAAGCCUUCAAGCGCGCUGUCGCGCAGAGACAAGGAGACGAUGAGCAGAUGAACGACGAAACUGAUGGAUUAUGA
Molecule: messenger RNA, 1614 nt
Organism: Aureobasidium vineae
Lineage: Eukaryota; Fungi; Ascomycota; Dothideomycetes; Dothideales; Saccotheciaceae
Source: the annotation of a GenBank genome assembly